Molecule: messenger RNA, 2852 nt
Organism: Periconia digitata
Lineage: Eukaryota; Fungi; Ascomycota; Dothideomycetes; Pleosporales; Periconiaceae
Source: the annotation of a GenBank genome assembly
UUCUUUCUUUGGCGAAUGUAUUUUUUUUCUUUUUCAUUUCCACUCAGGCGAUCGAUGUGAGGCCUGCAUAUAACAAUAGUUAUGAAAAGAGCGGUAUAAGUCUUAGGUAAACACUGUGAAUUGAUCUGCGUGUAAGGACUUGUUCGAUUCCCUGUGGACGUUCCCAAGUUUAAGGCGCACACCAUAGCACCGUCGUGUAGUCGUGUACUCAAACAGCCGGUGUGCUUUCUUAGCUUCUGCCAGUUCUCCACCAACACCCCUUCAUGAAGUUGAACCAAAAAUAAUACCGACAUAGAACAAAUCCCGCACAAAUCACAAGCCCAGUUCAAGGUGAAUUGACUCACAAUGAGCUCUGAAACAACCCGCAGGUGUUGAAUUCUACUAUGUAGCACGAGAAUCCUCUGAAGAAACCUAAAUCUACAACUACUAAGGCUGUGUUCUUGUGAUGAGAAUCGAACCAUAAAUGAGCGCCACCGAAAUCACCAUCGGUCUUCACCAACACUCAAUAUGCCCUCGGGGGUGUUGCUGACCCGUACGCUGGUGGGUCCGUGGGGGCCAGAGGCUCUUGCAAUCCCCUUUUCGCGCGACAACAAGCACAAUUCCGACCGCCUUAAACCCGUAUCUCGAUAUAAGCUAGCCGGUUGUAUACCCCUUUAAGGUGGACGCCAAAGGAUAUCUAACAGGGGUCUCAUGACUCGAGGCUAUUCGGCACCUACAUCUAUAUUUGUACGAAUCCUUCACCCAACUAGUUAGCGGCGCAGUACAAACACCCCGAAGCUUUCACCGCUAGGGAACGCUCGCUCGGCAGGUUCCAUUGCCAGUGCAGAAUCCGUCUUACAGCUUUAAUUUCAGCGGGCGCGAAACAUGAGCAUCAUGCCGGUUUGCCAUGAAGCAGGAUAGAGCUUACAUCAUCCUGGUUUUCCAGGUGCAUGUAGAUAAUACUACCCUGUUCACUGAAUUUCCACUGUCCUACUGACGCGCUUCCUCAGUUUCCUUCUCUAAACACACUUUUUUUUUGCCCAAUGUGGUAGUCAUUCGUUUCUCUAGAACACAGUUCUUCGCCAGUCUUUACUAUUCACUCGUUUUGCACUAGAAUUCUACAUUCGCUCAUUCACACCAUGUCGUCGUCGUCUGUUUUGACUGCGUUGCUCACCGCGACCGCAGUCGUUCCUUUCCUCGGUGUAUCCGCAAGCCCUUUCGCGGCGCAAGCCCGCAGCCCAGCUCUGGUUACGAAUGUCGUUGAAUCACAGUUUGACUUCCUCAAUGUGGGAGACGUGAUCGCCAUUCGUGGUUCUCAAAUUGUGCGAAAAUGGGGCGUAAGCGAUGAUGACAAUGCUACGCAGUUCGACGCAGUGGCCAUUGAACGUUCUGUAGCUGCGCGGUCGGGAACAGUUCGUGUAUCUUCCGAUCAGUAUGCUCCCGUGGAAAUCGCCAAACGUGCGACGAAGACGAAGGCGAAGACCACCAAGGCGUCUAGUGCGUCCAAGACUGCUUCGUCAAGUGCGUCAAGGUCUUCUUCUUCCUCCUCAUCGUCUUCAUCGGAUGUGUCAAAGUCUUCUUCAUCGGUCGUAUCAAAAUCUUCUUCGUCGGCCGUGUCGAAAUCCUCUUCAUCAAUUAUGUCGACGUCGGCCAACGCCACAAUCACAUCAACAAAGUUGUCUUCAUCCAAAAGCUCUUCUUCAUCCGUAGCAUCAAGCUCGUCAGACACAGAAGCGGAACCCACCGAAUCAUCGUCCUCGUCCAAGGUGGCCUCGGUUUCCAAGACGGCGAGCUCAUCAGUUAACGGAACGGCAAUCAGCACGAAAGCCUCCUCAACAGGAUCUGCCAUAUCGACUACCUCGCGCAAUAGCACCAGUGCGUCCACGUCCGCCUCAGCAACCGAUUCAUCCGGUUCUUCGGAGUCGACACCAAAGCCAUCCAGCGGCGCGUCUUUCAAGUGCCUGGACAGCGAAGUAUCGGUCGAAACCAAGCCCUUGGGCGGGUCCGGAGUCCUAUAUGGCGCUACAAAAGGUGACGACGAGGAAAAGAUUUCCAUGAAAACCCUCAAAGACGGCAAGGGCGCACUCGACAACGAGUGGAAACUGCUCCAGAAGAUCGGAGACGCAGACAACAUUCUCAAGGGAUACGGUCGCUGCGAAGGAAAGGGAUCCGAGUACAUCAUGUUCGAUCCGGUGGAAGGCGGAACGCUCAAGACCAGAAUCGAUGCGCAGGAGUACAAGGGCAAGAACGACGCUACCAGGACUGUCAUCAACCAGGUCUUCUCCGCCGUCAAGAAAAUGCAUGAAAAGGGAGUGGCGCACCAGAACCUCAACACCGAGGCCAUCGUCUUCAAUGAGGCUGGCGACGUCAAGGUCAUGGGUCUGGACAAGUCUACCGAUAAGAAGAUCACCGAUGAGAUCAAAGUGGAGGGAGGCAUCAUAGCUCCAGAGGCCGAAAACAAAUCUACAAUGGAGAUUGAUCCUUUCCUGAACGAUUCCUGGGAGAUGGCUCAUCUCUUGAUUACUAUGCUCAUCGGAAAGAAGGCAUGGGUCAAUGCCAAAGACGAGGCCAUAAAGGGAGUUUGGUUCAAGGGCGCCCCAAGCCAGCGCGCCAGCGGCUGCAAGAAAGCAUGGCCCGAAUUUACCGACGACUUCUGCGAUAUCAUCUCGCAGAUCAUGGUUGACCAGAACAGCCGCAAGCCCGUGUCGUGGUUCGCAGAACAGGUCGCCAACGAUGGACUCAAAUUCGUCGAUGAAUGCAAGAAGGAUAGCCAGAAGAAGAGCACGAGGCGCACGGUCGAUGAGGGUGAGCUACUCGUGGUUGGGGUUGAAGAUGCCGGUGAUGAAUGGGUGGUGCGCGCUGUUUUGCCUUAG